Messenger RNA from Mesocricetus auratus (golden hamster), 2355 nucleotides. It is a transcript of the gene Ddit4l, whose product is annotated as DNA damage inducible transcript 4 like. Lineage: Eukaryota; Metazoa; Chordata; Mammalia; Rodentia; Cricetidae. Gene Ontology annotation, biological process: negative regulation of signal transduction. The record is from RefSeq and is a predicted model, not a curated record. Gene Ontology annotation, cellular component: cytoplasm. The transcript has 3 exons. Bases 252 to 833 code for a protein of 193 amino acids.
GCCAGGCAGGGAGGCUGGACCUAUAAAACACUCUCUGUUCCGGAGGCGGAGCGGCCGGGUGCAGGCUGUGCUGGUGGGCGCGGUGGCCCGCAGCUUUUGGCUCGCAGAGUGACUGUGCGGAGGGGCCACUGUCCAAGGAUCGGGCUACUGAGGGGUGCCUGCCUCGGUUUACCCCUCAGCAUCCGGUGAAAUCCCUGCAGCGCCUAAGGGGAAAACCGUUCUGCUCCGCGAGGGAAACAGAGCCGUUGAUCAUGGUUGCAACGGGCAGUCUGAGCAGUAAGAACCCGGCCAGCAUUUCAGAGUUGUUGGACGGUGGCUAUCAUCCUGGGAGUCUGCUAAGUGAUUUUGACUACUGGGAUUACGUUGUCCCUGAGCCCAACCUCAACGAGGUGGUAUUUGAAGAGACGACGUGCCAGAAUUUGGUUAAGAUGUUGGAAAACUGUCUAUCCAAAUCAAAGCAAACCAAGCUUGGUUGCUCCAAGGUCUUGGUCCCUGAGAAACUGACCCAGAGAAUUGCUCAAGAUGUCCUGCGACUCUCCUCUACAGAGCCCUGUGGCCUUCGGGGCUGUGUUAUGCACGUGAACUUGGAAAUUGAAAAUGUAUGUAAAAAGCUGGAUAGGAUUGUGUGUGAUGCUAGUGUGGUGCCAACUUUUGAGCUGACACUCGUGUUUAAGCAGGAGAACUGUUCAUGGACGAGCCUCAGGGACUUCUUCUUUAGCAGAGGUCGCUUCUCGUCGGGCCUUCGGCGAACUCUGAUCCUCAGCUCAGGAUUUCGACUUGUUAAGAAAAAACUGUACUCUCUGAUUGGGACGACGGUCAUUGAAGAGUGCUGAGGAGAAACACACGUAAAGUCCCCUAAUGAGUGGAUAAUAAAAGUCUGAAGCUGUCCAGUCAGCCGUUUGUAGUUUGCCUGCCUGCCUCCACCAGCAACUCCCAGAUUUAGGCAAUCUUCCUUCUAUAUUUCCCACCCAUACCAACCUUUUCCAAAGGCUGUCUUUCUCUCUCUCUCUCUCUCUCUCUCUCUCUCUCUCUCUCUCUCUGGCAGCAUCUUACCAGAUAAUGUCCAACCCAUCAAAACAUACAGAGGUCCAUACCACCAGCUUCCUACUCGAAUUUAAAGAGUUCUUACACAAGAGGGUACAGUUAAAUCAAUGAGCUUAAUUAAAACAUCACCUUACAUAAGAAAUACACAGCACAGUAACAAGAGCAUGACCUCUCUGCUUAGCGUUCUCCUAUGCCCAUGCCCAAGAGACAGAGCUUACAUUUUAUUUAAUGAUUACAGGGUUACUUUCAAUGUCUUGGUAGAAUCAUGUCAACUCAGUUUUCCUAGUUCUCAACUAUUGAAUGUUGUCGGAUUUUUUUUCAUAUCGUCUUUAAUUGGAGAAGUAGGAAUGACAUGGUGGCUUUUUUUGGCAUGUAGUUGAGUGGACUGAGCAAAUAGUGAUUGUCCCUCUAUGAAGAUGAAGACAGGUAAGAUGAGAUCCUGUCCUGUUUGGAUGCACUUGAUAGCAUUGCUACUUUGCGCCAUGAAGAUGCUCAGUCCCAGUGAAGCAUCUCUGAGCAUCUGUUUAGCUCAUCUCUGGCCUCUUCAGAGUGUUUAUAUUUGUCAGUGUGUUUAUAUUUGCAGAACCUGGUUUGACUUUGAGAUGUUGUUGCUACUACACACUAGAUACCAAAAUCCUAUAACUUAAGACAGACAAUGCUCACAUCCAGCCUCUGCUCACCAUACAUACCUACCCCUAGAAAACAAUAAAUGCUUCAUUCAACUGGUUUUUGCCUUAUUCUGAGUAACUACAUGAGUUUCUGCUUUUUAUGGCCAUGAGGUAAUUUACCCUCCACAUAACUCUUCUCUAUUCAGCAAGGUCUUUUCGUCUUUGGGUCAUGGAAAGGAGUGUUUUCAGGUCUCCUGCCCAAGCCUUUAGUACAAGUUCAUGCACCUCAGGCACUGGCAUGGCUGGGGCAGAUGUCUUUACCCUGACCUUAUACAUCACUGCUCUAGUGAGCAGGUGUUCUAGCAAACUGUGCACUUUGAAGCUUGGAAAGGUACCCCAAAGCCAGGGUACCUUCACAGGACUGGGCCAGUAGGUAAAUACCUAUUGUUUUGUAGGUCUGCUGGUGUUCAGGGUUCUGAAGGUCACCGUGUUUCUGUAGCUGUUUUAAGACAUCCCCUGGGAGGAUACUGAGGCUUCUCAGGCAUGCACAUUGAUCCUGUUCGCACUAGCAGUUGUGACUGGUUCUCUUGCCUAUUUCUAUUACAAAAUGAUGAGGACUUAAGGGGACUCUUACAAUGAUAUUCCUGUUUUAAAAAAUUAAAGUCUGUCUAUUUUUUAAUAAUAAAACAUUAUACAUUUUUAA